Messenger RNA from Syngnathoides biaculeatus (alligator pipefish), 2303 nucleotides. Its product is annotated as serine/threonine-protein kinase NIM1-like. Gene Ontology annotation, molecular function: ATP binding; tau-protein kinase activity; protein serine/threonine kinase activity. The record is from RefSeq and is a predicted model, not a curated record. Gene Ontology annotation, cellular component: cytoplasm. Gene Ontology annotation, biological process: protein phosphorylation; intracellular signal transduction; microtubule cytoskeleton organization. NCBI's taxonomy places the organism in Eukaryota, Metazoa, Chordata, Actinopteri, Syngnathiformes, Syngnathidae. Bases 545 to 2203 code for a protein of 552 amino acids. The transcript is spliced from 7 exons.
AUAGUGAGUACCACGGGGGACACUUAUUUAUAUCUUAAUACCGCACUCCCCCUCCUCUUCCUCCUCACUCAAUUUCAUGGUAAACAGCAGUAAAAAAAAAAAAAAUGCUAUUUGGCCGCAAAUGCAAAUCACCCAUCAGCGAAUGAAAAGGGGAACUAAUGGCGUUGUUGACAAAGGUGUCAAGGCCAUCGACUGGCCGCUAUUGUCCCCACAUCAGCCAAUAAACGCCCAAAUCAACUUUAAGUCGGGUAGAAUGGUGGAGAAUUUGAGGGAGAGUUGGGAAAAAGUGCAGUAAAUCGAAAUUUUACUCUUUGUUUGCUUUAUGCGUGCGAGGGUCGCGUCCCCCCUUCGAGGAAAUGUCCCCCCCUUGACAAUGGAUCCAUUAAUUUGGAAUAAUGGAAAGCGAUUGAGUGGUGUCGUUUGCUACACGUUCCUUUCCCCCACCAUUUGCAUAACUGCUUCGUGUAUUGAGUUACAGCUUUAAUUCCUUGACUUUGGAGAGGAGCCCGAAGCCGUUUACUUCUUCAUUUUUAGGCACAAGUUGAUGGAUUCGGGACCGGCCGGAGCAGGCAUGCGGCUGACAAGGAAUGCUGCUAAACAUAUGUCCUCAUCACGUGCGGAGAUGUGCAUCAAGCAGGAGAUGAUUGGAUUACACACAUGUGCUCUUCCGCAAAGCUACUCUGCGGUCCGUCUGCGUGGGAGGAGCCCGGAUUACAGCCCUCGGGACAUUGCGGGCCGGCACCUGAUCCCGAGACUGCAGUGGACGACGAGCAGCGACGGGCAGGAGAAUUUGAAGAUCUUCAGGCGAUUAUGGGAAACAUCACCUAAGAGUGCUGGCUCACAACUCCUUGGCGACCCAACUCCUAUGCAACGCAACACCUAUCCAGUAGUCAUGUAUGUGAACAAGAACAAGACGGAGCGCAACAAGAAGAACAUCAAAUCAUGGGGUCCCACUGGACAACGCCCGUUCAAACGAACGUCCUGGAACGUCAGGGAAUCGGUCAAAGAGAAGGAGAACAAAGCCGAGCAGGAGGUGCCACGGAACACGGCGUUCUCCAAAGCGUCCUACGACUUGAGCCACUCGGAGAGGGUGAUGGACGCGCUUGCCUUUGGACGCCGGGUGGGCUUCUACGAGCUCAGAGGGGAGAUCGGAUCCGGGAACUUCUCCCAGGUCCGACUGGGAAUACACGACCUGACCAAAGAAAGAGUGGCGGUGAAAGUUCUGGACAAGACGCGGCUGGACAAGCGCUCCCAGGCUCUUUUUGCCUCGGAGAUCUCGUGCAUGGAAAAGCUGUUGCACCCCAAUGUCGUGCGUCUGUAUGAGGUUUUGGAGACCUGCAAGAGGCUGUACCUGGUCAUGGAGUACGCCAGCGGAGGGGAGCUGUUCUCCCGCAUCUGCACCAGGGGGCGCCUCUCCGACCUGGAGAGCAAGCUGGUGUUUGCUCAGCUGCUGGCCGCAGUCAAGUACAUGCACGACAGCAACAUCGUGCACCGAGACAUGAAGGCGGAGAACGUGUUCUUCACCGGCACGUGCUGCGUCAAAGUCGGCGACUUCGGCUUCAGCACCGUCUGCCGCCCCGACGACGUGCUGCACACGUUCUGCGGCUCCCCGCCGUACGCCGCGCCCGAGCUCUUCAAGCGCUCGGGUUACGCGGGCCGCUAUGUGGAUUUGUGGGCUCUGGGGGUCCUGCUCUACUUCAUGACCACCGCCGCCAUGCCCUUCAGAGCUGCCAAUGCGGGCAGGCUAAGGUGCUGCAUCCUGCAGGGUUCUUACAGCAUCCCAUCUUACGUGCCCGACCCCUGCGCGAAGGUCAUCCGGGGUCUGCUGAGAUCUGUACCCGCCGACCGUCUCAGCGUGGCGAAGAUCAUGGCCGGCGAGUGGAUGAGGGGCGUCGACUACCCACCAGAGUACCUCUCUCCCCAUCCCGCGUCCUCACACCUGGCCGGGCCGGCCUCCGCGCUCUGCUCGGAAGACCUGAGCGUCAAAGCGGCGUUAGGGGAGCUGGGCUUCACGGAGCGCCACCUCCUGGACGCGGCGGACCUGAGAAACCCCAUCACGGGCACCUACCGCAUCCUGCUGCACCGCGUCCAGAGGAGGACGUCCGUGGAAGCGGCGGGCUACAGCUACGUGUGCAUGACGGAGACUCGCAACAGGCUCAGGCGGCUGGACAAACGUGGCUCUGCGGUUUGUAUUGUCAUGUAAGCGCAUUGCAUGUUUUUCAGUCUUCUUUUCGCUUUGGGUUCAGUAGGCUGUAAGUUAAAGUGCGUGGAAGCGGAAGCAAAUAAAACCAUUUAAGAAACAA